Messenger RNA from Aspergillus ochraceoroseus IBT 24754, 1240 nucleotides. RefSeq lists its product as uncharacterized. The transcript is spliced from 2 exons. Bases 34 to 990 code for a protein of 318 amino acids. The record is from RefSeq and is a predicted model, not a curated record. NCBI's taxonomy places the organism in Eukaryota, Fungi, Ascomycota, Eurotiomycetes, Eurotiales, Aspergillaceae.
GACGCAGACCGUCUUAGGGUUAUCAUUGCGGUCAUGGCUGGUCGAGCGCCAUCGGGUAAAUGGCCCGGAAGCCGCCUGAAGCCCGUGGCUGACUCCCUGGAGUCUGUGGGAUUUGUAUCUAAGGGAGAUCGCAAGCUACUGGAUCACAAGACUCAGAGGGAUUACUAUGAUAAGAUUGUGGCUAGAUAUAUCGAGUUUUGCGCACGGCAUUCGAAGGACUUGGAUGCAGCGUGGGCUUCCCUUCCCAAAAGCGCUUCUGACGACGCAACGAAGAAUCCACCGGCUUCGCUUUCACGACCAACCAAAUCAACUGGGCCAUCGCCAGCCACAGAGCUGUCUACUCUACUCCUUUCUCUUCGCAAGCUUCGAGAAGCUGUAUUAGCCACAGCCUCAACCAUCCCACUCACUUUCUCCCAACGAGUCCAUGUGUUCUCCGUCAAAGUUGCGAUUCAAGCCCAGCAUCCGCCGUCCUACUUUCCUUCCCUUCGUUACCUUCUUGAGUACCUCCACACUCCUUCUAACCCACUUCCUGAAUCUGAGCUAAAGGACCACGUCUCCUACCUGAUCCUCGAUUACGCAUGUCGGCAAGGAAACUUCGUAGCGGCUUUCGAGCUGCGCGCCCAGGCCCGCACAAAAUACAACUUUCAAUCACGGGAAGUUGACCAAAUUCUCGAGGCUCUUGCGCACGAUAAUUGGGUUGUAUUCUGGAAGCUUCGGAAACAAGUAGACUCCUCAGUGCGCUCCGUGAUGAACUGGGCGGAAGACCGGGUGCGAAGACAUGCCCUCAAAGCAGUUGGCAAGGCUUAUCUCAGCGUUGACAGCGCAUGGAUCGUCGAAGGCUGUACUGGGGACAAAACCUGGACGUGGGAGAAACUGGUCGAGAUGGAAAACCUGGGAUGGCAAAAGGAGGGCGACAGGAUUAUAAUCCGAAAACCGAAGCCCAAACCGACCCUCGAUCAAAGUCUCACGACGAUUCAAGAAAACACGUAAAAGUGAUCCCCCCCCGAAUUGUUCUCUACAUUACACACAGGCAUCUCGGAGCAUUUGGAAGCAAGGCGUUGGGGUCAUGGCGUUUAUUGAUAUGAAUUCGUCGGUGCAUAAGGCAUAUUCAUAGAUCGUUAUCGCAUUACACAUAAUUAAUCACAACUUGAAAUCCGCGUUUGGUCGAUCCAGGUUGAUCUGUCCGGUGAUUGGCUGUUUGGCAACCGCUUCUACGAGGCCGUUUUUCAGUUGAACCGAC